AAUUGAGUUAUUGUACGGCUUUCCAAAGCCUUCUUCUUCUUCUUCAACACUUCAGAUCUCACUCUGCAAUAAAAAAAAAACCAUCUUCUUCGCCCAAUCUCCCAAAUUCAACUCUCAAAAUCUCACCUUUCUCACUCUCUUUCUUCCCCACACCACUUUCUCUCUCCACAAAUCAAUCCAAUCUUCCUCAAAGAUUCAAUCUUUUUUCCCCCCUCUUUCUCUCUCUCUAUCUAUUUCUCUCUCCCCCAUUGAUCUUGAUCCAUUUUAAUGGCUUCCCCUGGCAAUCCAAAUCCACAAUCCCAGCCCCAACCCCAACAACAACAUCAGCCUUUCGAUAUGCAAACGUUCUUUAAACCCACAAACCCAAAUACUCAAAACCCUAAUAACAAUCCCAAUUUGAAUUCUUCAACCCCUUUCCCAAACCCACCAUCCUCGUACCCACCGCCCUCCGCCGCCUUCUCUUACCCGCCCCAAACGUCGCCGUUUCACCACCAGUUCCAGUACCAUCCCCACCAACACCAUCUUCCUCAACAGCAACAAAUCCCAUACUCGCAUGAACAGGCUUACCAGCUUCAUCAGAUUCCUUCUAACUUGCACCAGCAGAGAUCUCUCUCUUACCCUACUCCUCCUCUUCAACCAUCCCCUCCUCCUCCUCCUCUUCAACAAUCCAAUCCCAAUUCAGGUGCCCGAAUCAUGGCCCUGCUCGGUGCUCCUUCUUCUUCCUCCCCCAAUAUGGAAUUGCCGCCUCCCCAGCCCUCAUCUGGGGGAGUUCAGGAAUUUUCUGGACCCUCGACGAUUUCAAUGGGAAUUAACCCAACUGGGCCUAUUCGAAUGCCGAGCAGUAAGCUUCCAAAGGGUCGGCAUUUGAUUGGGGAUCAUGUGGUUUAUGAUGUGGCUGUUAGGCUUCAAGGUGAGGGGCAACCCCAGCUCGAAGUUACCCCCAUUACCAAGUAUGGUUCGGAUCCUCAGCUCGUUUUGGGUCGCCAAAUUGCGGUUAAUAAAUCGUAUAUAUGUUAUGGAUUGAAGCAGGGAAACAUUCGUGUUCUUAAUAUUCACACUGCGUUGAGAUCUUUGUUUCGAGCCCACACUCAGAGGGUCACAGACAUGGCUUUUUUUGCUGAAGAUGUUCACCUUUUGGCUAGUGUGAGUGUAGAAGGACGGCUAUAUGUUUGGAAAAUAUCUGAAGGUCCUGAUGAAGAAGGUACACCACAGAUCACAGGAAAGAUUGUCAUUGCUGUUCAAAUAACUGGCGAGGGGGAGGCUUCACAUCCCAGAAUUUGCUGGCACUGCCACAAACAAGAAAUGUUGGUAGUUGGGUUUGGAAAACGUGUUCUGAGAUUUGAUACUACAAAAGUUGGGAAGGGCGAAGCCUUUUCGGCUGAGGAACCUAUUAAAUGUCCAGUAGAGAAGCUGGUUGAUGGUGUCCAAUUUGUUGGUAAGCAUGAUGGAGAAAUAACUGAUUUGUCAAUGUGCCAAUGGAUGGCCACUCGUUUGGUUUCUGCUUCUGUGGAUGGCACGAUAAAGAUUUGGGAAGACAGGAAAGCACAACCGCUUGCGGUAUUGAGACCCCAUGAUGGCUAUCCUGUCAAUGCAGCUACCUUCUUAGCUGCUCCCCACAGGCCAGAACACAUUAUACUAAUCACAGCUGGUCCUCUCAAUCGGGAAGUGAAGAUUUGGGCAUCAGCAAGUGAAGAAGGUUGGUUGUUACCAAGUGAUGCUGAAUCAUGGAAAUGUACCCAGACAUUAGAACUUAAGAGUUCAACUGAACCUCGAAUAGAUGAGGCAUUCUUUAAUCAAGUUGUAGCACUGCCGCAAGCAGGCCUUCUCUUACUUGCAAAUGCUAAGAAAAAUGCUAUAUAUGCUGUACACCUAGAAUACGGUCUCAACCCAGUGGCCACGCGCAUGGAUUACAUAGCAGAGUUUACUGUGACCAUGCCAAUUUUGAGUUUUACUGGGACAAGUAUAUCACCCCAUGGGGAACAUAUUCUUCAGGUUUAUUGUGUCCAGACACAGGCUAUUCAGCAAUAUGCUUUGGAUUUAUCUCAAUGCUUGCCUCCACCAAUGGAGAAUUCAGCACUAGAUAGGUCUGAGUCCAAUGUUUCACGUGAUGGAACUGCCAUUGAAGGAUUCCGUGGCUUGGACCCCUCUGGAAGUAAACCAACUGCACAAGUGAGCAACUCCGAGAGUGCCAUGAGGUAUCCUGUUAGCUCUUCUACCGAGGCAACAUCUUCUAAAGAAAUUAUGACUAGGAGUACAGAUUUGAAACCUGUUGUAUUGACACCAUCAGUAAGUGAUGCUGACAUUGUUUGUGUUCCAUCACCGCCUCUUCCUUUGAGCCCUAGGUUGUCGGGGAGACUUUCUGGUUUUAAAACUCCAUUGGAUACCUUUCAGUCUGGUUCUUCAUUUAGUGAUCAUGCUGGAGAGCAAGCAAAUAAUGAUUAUCCAGUUGAAAGACAAAUAGAUGCUGUACGUUCAAACUUGUCUGAUAUGCUCCUAGUGGAUGAUGAUUCUAGGAAUGGUGAGAAGAAAGUUUCACAAGAUGAUUUCUCUAGUGUCAUUAGUAGUACCCCUGGCAUGUUCAAACACCCAACUCAUCUCAUAACUCCUUCUGAGAUUUUAAUGGCAGCUUCCUCUGAGAGCACUAAAUCUGUUGAAGGCAAGGCUGGAAAUGAGGCAAACAUCCAGGAUGUGCUUGUCAAUGGUGAUGCAGAUAAUGCUGAGUUGGAAGUUGACGUUGUGGGUGAAUCAAGACCUAAUCAAAAUGAAGAUUUCUCAGUUCAGGAAGAAUCUACAAACGUUUCAGAAAACAAAGAAAAAUAUUUUUGUUCCCAGGCAUCGGAUCUUGGUAUUGAGAUGGCUCGAGAAUGUUGUGCAAUAUCAGCCGAAACUUGUGGUACAGAUGAAACUCGGCAAGUUGAUGAUGCCAACAGUACAGAGGCACAGGCCCAGCCUACUCAUGCCAGUGAGGAAGAUCAGGACUCUACGAGAGACGCAACUGCAAAGGCUUCAGAAUCUUCUACUUCUACCGCAGUUAUUCCUACUCAGACUCCAAAUGCAAAAUCGAAAAAGAAGGCGAAAAAUUCUCAAGCAUCUGGUGCAUCUUCUCCAUAUCCAAACGUGCUUAAUUCAGUGGAUUCUUGCAAUGAACCAGGUGGAAGUUCAAGUCUGGAAGCUGCAUUUCCUCAAAUUCUGGCCAUGCAGGAGAUGCUUAAUCAGCUAAUGACCAUGCAGAAAGAUGUGCAGAAGCAGAUGUCAAUGAUGGUUGCAGUCCCAAUCACAAAGGAAGGAAGAAGACUGGAGGCUGCUAUUGGACGAAGCAUGGAGAAGGCUGUUAAGGCCAGUAACGAUGCUUUAUGGGCUCGUUUUCAAGAAGAGAAUGCGAAAAAUGAGAAGAUAUUUCGGGAUCGAACUCAGCAAAUUUCUAGUUUAGUUAGUAACUUAAUGAACAAAGACUUACCAACCUUGCUAGAUAAGACACUGAAGAAGGAAAUGUCAGCAGUUGGACCUGCUGUAAUUCGAGCAAUUACUCCAGCUAUUGAGAAAACAAUAUCUUCGGCUAUUGCAGAAUCUUUCCAGAGAGGAGUAGGUGACAAGGCAGUAAAUCAGUUGGAGAAAUCAGUCAACUCAAAACUUGAAGCUACAGUCGCCAGACAAAUCCAAGCACAAUUUCAAACUUCUGGUAAACAAGCGCUUCAGGAGGCAUUGAAGUCUAGCUUUGACUCCUCGGUGAUCCCUGCCUUUGAAAUGUCAUGCAAAGCCAUGUUUGAACAAGUAGAUGCUACGUUUCAAAAGGGAAUGGCUGAACACACUAAUGCGACCCAGCAGCACUUUGAGAGUUCACACUCUCCAUUGGCACAUACUUUAAGGGAUGCUAUGAAUGCAGCGUCAUCUGUCACUCAAACAUUAAGUGGAGAGUUGGCUGAUGGUCAACGGAAGCUGAUAGCUCUUGCAGCUGCCGGAGCAAAAGCAAGUGGAGUAAAUCCCUUGGUGACCCAACUAAGUAAUGGUCCUUUGGGUGGUCUUCAUGAGAAGGUUGAGGUGCCUUUGGAUCCAACAAAAGAACUGUCAAGGUUGAUAUCCGAGCGCAAGUAUGAGGAGGCCUUCACUGGAGCUCUACAAAGAACGGACUUGACGAUUGUAUCAUGGUUGUGUUCUCAGGUUGAUCUGCGGGGUCUAUUGUCAAUGGCUCAACUUCCACUAAGCCAAGGAGUCUUGCUUUCGCUGUUGCAACAGUUGGCAUGUGAUAUCAACAAGGAAACAUCCCGAAAGCUGGGAUGGAUGACGGAUGUUGCAGCAGCCAUAAACCCAACAGACCCCAUGAUCGCAAUGCAUGUAAGACCCAUCUUCGAGCAAGUCUAUCAGAUACUGCACCAUCAACGCAACUUGCCUACAAUCAACGGCGCAGAGAUAACGAGUAUCAGACUCCUCAUGCACGUCAUAAACUCCAUGCUUAUGACAUGUAAAUGAGUCAUUGUUUUGUUCAUCUCUUUUUCGUGUUGUAGAAGUACCACCUCCACCAUCACCACCCAUCAUCCACUUGAUAUUUUUGUUCUUACCCUUGUGCAAAAAGUACAUUUACUACCAAUUCGACUGUCUUUUUGUCUUUGUUCUAGUGUUAGUAGUUGCCUGUGUUCUUCUGUACAAAAUUGUCCAAGUGAUUUCCAAGCUUAAAGGGUCUCUCUCUCUUUCUCUCUCUCACCACCUUGUAGAGUCAAUCGGUAAAUCUUUUGUAUCUGCUAAAAUAGGUUGGAAAUUUUGGUUGAUUUUUAUUCUCUUUCUUGAUUCUU
Humulus lupulus (European hop) is the source of this 4787-nucleotide messenger RNA. RefSeq names its product enhancer of mRNA-decapping protein 4. NCBI's taxonomy places the organism in Eukaryota, Viridiplantae, Streptophyta, Magnoliopsida, Rosales, Cannabaceae. The transcript has 12 exons. Bases 268 to 4467 code for a protein of 1399 amino acids. The record is from RefSeq and is a predicted model, not a curated record. Gene Ontology annotation, molecular function: protein binding. Gene Ontology annotation, biological process: deadenylation-independent decapping of nuclear-transcribed mRNA. Gene Ontology annotation, cellular component: P-body.